GGUGCCGGCGGCGAUGCUGAAGGCUGCGAUGCGGCUGGUGGCGAGCCCCGGCGCGGUGUCGGCCACCGAGGUGCUGCUGGCGGCCGCCGCCUUGUGCCUGGUGUCGCUGCUGCUGCAGUGGCUGCGGCAGCCGGCGGUGCCCGAGGGGCUGCGGAGGCCGCCGGGCCCGCGGGGCUAUCCCAUCCUGGGGAACGUGCUGGAGCUGCGCAAGGACACGCACCUGGCGCUGACGCGGCUGAGCCGGCGCUACGGGGACGUGAUGGAGGUGCGCAUCGGCACGCGGGCCGUGCUGGUGCUCAGCGGGCUGGACACCAUCCGGCAAGCCCUGGUCAAGCAAGGAGAGGACUUCAUGGGGCGCCCCGACCUCUACAGCUUCCGCUUCAUCGCGGACGGGCAGAGCCUGGGCUUCAGCCCCGACUCCGGGGAGGUGUGGAAAGCGCGCAGGAAGCUGGCCCAGAGCGCCCUGAAGAGCUUCUCCGUCGCCCCCAGCCCCACGUCGUCCUGCAGCUGCCUGCUGGAGGAGCACGUCUCCAAGGAGGCCGAGUACCUGGUCACCAAGUUCCUGCAGCUGAUGGAGGACGAGAAGAGGUUUGAGCCCUACCAGUACCUGGUGGUGUCGGUGGCCAACGUCAUCUGCGCCAUGUGCUUCGGCAAGCGCUACGAGCACGACGACCAGGAGCUGCUCAGGCUGGUGAACUCGACAGAGGAGUUCAACAAUGUGGCCGCUGCUGGCAACCCCGCCGACUUCAUCCCCGUGCUCCGGUACCUCCCCAGCCGCAGCAUGGAAUUGUUUAUGGAUUUCAACAGGUACUUCCUCAGCUUCCUGCAGAAGAGGGUCAAGGAGCACUACGACACCUACGACGAGAACAACAUCCGGGACAUCACGGACUCCCUCAUCGAGCAGUGCCUGGACAAAAAAAUGGGAACGAGCGCGGCCAUGCAGAUCCCCAAGGAGAAGAUCGUCAACCUCGUGAAUGACCUCUUUGGAGCAGGCUUCGAAAGCACAACCACAGCCCUCUCCUGGAGCCUCUUGUACCUUGUGACAUACCCCAACAUGCAGAAAAGGAUCCAGGAAGAGCUCGACCAGACCAUCGGGCGGGAGAGGCGGCCGCGCCUGUCGGACCGGGGCACGCUGCCCUACACGGAAGCCUUUAUCCUGGAGAUGUUCAGGCAUUCCUCCUUCCUGCCCUUCACCAUCCCACACAGCACGACCAAGGACACGGAGUUGAACGGCUACUACAUCCCGAAGGAUCGCUGCGUGUUUGUCAACCAGUGGCAAGUGAACCAUGACGAGAAGCUUUGGCAGGACCCCGAGGCCUUCAGCCCCGAGCGUUUCCUCAGUGCUGACGGGACCAAAGUGAACAAAGAGGAGGCAGAGAAGGUGCUGGUGUUUGGCCUGGGGAAGAGGAAGUGCAUCGGGGAGAACAUCGCCCGGUGGCAGGUGUUCCUCUUCCUGGCCACGCUGCUCCAGCAGCUGGAGUUCAGCGUCUGCGAGGGCAGCAGGGUGGACAUGACCCCGCUCUACGGACUGUCCCUGAAGCACAAGAGGUGCGAGCACUUCCAGGUCAGGCAGCGCUUCCCCAUGAAGGGCAGGAGCUGAGCGGUGGGAGCAGACGUCUCCAGGGUGUCCCUGCAGCACAGCUCCAAGGGUCUGCAGCAACUUUGUGGGGCGGUGGAAUAAACUGAAACCGUGGGGA
This is a messenger RNA of Hirundo rustica (Barn swallow), 1697 nucleotides long. Its product is annotated as cytochrome P450 1A5-like. The record is from RefSeq and is a predicted model, not a curated record. Gene Ontology annotation, biological process: progesterone metabolic process; hormone biosynthetic process. Bases 14 to 1600 code for a protein of 528 amino acids. The transcript has 6 exons. NCBI's taxonomy places the organism in Eukaryota, Metazoa, Chordata, Aves, Passeriformes, Hirundinidae. Gene Ontology annotation, molecular function: iron ion binding; steroid 17-alpha-monooxygenase activity; heme binding.